GUACUCUAUCUGACAUUGAAAUAUUUGAAAUUGACGUCUUUCAUACGUCUUUCUUCUUUCUUUCUUUAACAUGUUUUUCUUGUGAAAUAAAUACACGUGUUUUUAAUUUUUUAGUAAUCAAAUAAAACAUGGUUUCAAAGAGGAAAAAGAAGUAUUCGACCGGAGAAGGUGCUCAGUUUAUGACCAGAAAAGCGGCUCUCAAGAAACUGCAACUUUCAUUGAAUGAUUUUAGACGACUUUGUAUUUUAAAAGGCAUUUAUCCAAGGGAGCCACGAAAUAGGAAAAGAGCUCAAAAAGGACAAUCAGGCAUUAAAACUUUAUACCAUGUAAAAGACAUUCAGUUUUUACUACAUGAGCCUAUCAUAUGGCGACUGCGGGACUAUAAAAUAUUUAACAAGAAAGUUGGACGUGCAAGAGCGUUGAAAGAUUUCGAAAAUUUAAAAAGAUAUUUAAAUAGUCAUCCGACACUAAAAUUAGAUCAUAUAGUGAAGGAAAGAUAUCCGACAUUUAUAGAUGCUCUGAGAGACUUGGAUGAUUGUCUUACUCUUUGCUUUUUGUUUAGUACCUUUCCUUCUAUUGCUCAUGUUCCUAGGGAUCAAUCGGCUCUAUGUCAAAGAUUGACAAUGGAAUUUUUACAUAUUGUAAUCGAAGCAAAAGCUUUAAGGAAAGUAUUUAUUUCAAUUAAAGGCUAUUAUUUUCAAGCUGAACUUAAAGGUCAGACAAUAACUUGGAUAAUACCUCAUCAUUUCUCAUUUGAACCGCAACAAAAAUCUGAAGUUGAUUUUAAAAUUAUGUCUACUUUUGUGGAAUUUUAUACGAUACUAUUAGGAUUUGUAAACUUCAGACUUUAUCAUGGUUUGAAUUUACAUUAUCCACCAAAAUUUGUGUCAAUGUCACCAAACAGCAAUGAAAAAUUAUUAGUCGAUGAAGAUAUCUUUGUAGCUGAAAGAGUUAAUGCUUUAAAUGUGUCUUUGUUAAAAACAUCAGAUGCAGUAGAUGAAGAAAUUGAGAUUGAUAACUUCAAUUCGGAGGAUGGCCCAGAAAAUAUUGAAGAUGCAAAAAAGGAGGCUGAAAAUAUAAAAAAAUUAAAAACACUUUUUAAAGGCCUUAAAUUUUAUUUGAACAGAGAAGUGCCCAGAGAACCCCUUGUAUUUAUAAUAAGAUGUUUUGGUGGAGAAGUCUCAUGGGAUAAGACACUUUUUGUAGGUGCAACUUUUGAUGAAAAUGAUGAAAGUAUAACACAUCAUAUUGUGGAUAGACCAUCAGUGUCAAAGCAGUAUAUUUCGAGGUAUUAUGUUCAACCACAAUGGGUUUUUGACAGUGUAAAUGCUAGAGAUUUAUUACCAGUUAAUAAAUAUUUUAUGGGAGAAGUGUUACCACCACAUUUGUCACCAUUUAUAGAUAAAGACAGAGAUCAACAAUAUAUACCACCAGAAGAAAGGGCUUUAUAUGACCCUUCAAUUUUGGAAGAACAGCACAAGAAGGAUGCUAUGGAAAUGGAAGAUCAGGAUGAGGAUGAGGAUAGUGAUGAUGAUGCAAAGGAAGAAAAUGAAAGUCCCGAAACUGAAAAUACUAAAAAGAAAGGAAAGCUAUCAGUAACAACAGGGGAAGUUUAUAAGGAGAUUCCAUGGGAAAAAGAUAGGCAAGAAAAACAAGCAUACAGACUACGAGAAAAAAUGAUUAAGAAGAAACACAGAAAGCUAUACAAGAGUAUGAUGGAAGGCCGAAAAGAUAGGGCCAAAGAAAUUUGGCUUUUGCGCAAGAAGAGAAGACUUCAUGAUGAAAAAAAAGCAGGUGAAAAACCUAUUAAGAAGAAACAGAAAGCUAAGUAAACUUGUGAGCAUUGUAAUGUAUAUACUUACUUAGAUAAGGCCUUGUUUUUCAUGUAUAAGGUAAAAAAUAAAUAUUUUAAUAUUUAAA
Messenger RNA from Sitophilus oryzae (rice weevil), 1920 nucleotides. RefSeq names its product pescadillo homolog. The transcript is spliced from 6 exons. Gene Ontology annotation, molecular function: RNA binding. The coding region runs from base 129 to 1832 and encodes 567 amino acids. Gene Ontology annotation, cellular component: nucleolus; PeBoW complex. Gene Ontology annotation, biological process: maturation of LSU-rRNA from tricistronic rRNA transcript (SSU-rRNA, 5.8S rRNA, LSU-rRNA); ribosome biogenesis. The record is from RefSeq and is a predicted model, not a curated record. NCBI's taxonomy places the organism in Eukaryota, Metazoa, Arthropoda, Insecta, Coleoptera, Curculionidae.